AUUUUCUCUAAGCCUCCUCCAUUGCAAGCUUAGCUUCAUCUUCAACAUAAAACACCUCAUAUAAGUCAUACCUUUUCGCAGUUUUUCGUGGAACAGAAUGUGUCCUACAGGGACUGCCUUACACCCAGAAACCACCAAAAAGUCCAGUUUAAAGUCUGCGUUUGAGGUUCUAGACGUUGACCAUGACGGAAAGAUUAGCCAGGAAGAUCUUCGGACGUUCUACGGCGAGUUUCCCAGAGCCAGAGCAUCAGACGACGACGUUAUUGGGUCCAUGAUAUGGUUGGCUGAUUCGAACAAAGACGGGUACGUGGAGUACCACGAGUUCGAGAAGGUUUUGGAUAGCAAGAAAAAUGGUGAGGAGAGGAAUGGAAGGUGGGGAGUUAUGGAAGAUGUAUUUAGGGUGAUGGACAAAGAUGGGGAUGGUAAGGUCGGCCAUGAUGACCUCAAGAGUUACCUUAAUUGGGCUGGCUUUGAGACAAGUGAUGAUGAUAUCAAGGCUAUGAUCAGAUUGGGUGGUGGUGAUGAAAAUGGCGGUGUCACCUAUGAGGGCCUUAUGAAGAUUUUGGCUGUUUGAUAUUGACGAUAAAAGUAGUUGUGUUUUGAGAACAAUUGCAUCAUAGGAAUUGGUUUGGGAGGAUGUUGAUUUUGGUACUUUUGCUUGUACCAGCAGGUUUUUUGAGCAAUUUUAGAUAAAAGAUUGUGUAAAAUAAGAAUGCUUACAUCCUGUUAGCAUUUUCCAUAUCCAGAGAAUCCAAUUGAUUUAUAUAUUUUCGUUUAUUCAAUGUACUUCAGACUCCUGAUAAGUUAGGAAUUUUUACAACUACUUGUAUCUGAAUUUAAAUUCGAGUGUUGAAAGAGGGAAAAAAUUAUGACGUUGAGGUAUCUACUAGACACUGGCCCGAGUAUCAUGAAAUGAACCAGC
This is a messenger RNA of Ilex paraguariensis (yerba mate), 922 nucleotides long. The record is from the annotation of a GenBank genome assembly. NCBI's taxonomy places the organism in Eukaryota, Viridiplantae, Streptophyta, Magnoliopsida, Aquifoliales, Aquifoliaceae.